UUCCGGGUUUUGAAGAGGCGUGUAAACACUGAAUGUGACGCUUGUUUGUAAUUGUCCUCUUUAUAACACAUUUGGAUAUAUGUAUAUAUGUGUGUGUGUUGAGUGACAUGAGUUUGUUUCUGCCUAAGCUGUCCUGUAAAAAGGAAGUCGAUGAGGUGAUAAAGAGUGUUGCAGAGAAAGUUUUGGUUCUGAGGUUCGGGAGAGAUGAAGAUUCCGUCUGUAUGGAGCUGGAUGAGAUUCUUUCAAAGACAUUCCACGACCUGAGUAAAAUGGCUGGCAUCUACCUGGUCGACGUAAACAAGGUACCAGUGUAUACCCAUUACUUUGACAUCAGCUACAUUCCUUCCACUGUAUUUUUCUUCAACGGACAGCACAUGAAAGUAGAUUAUGGGUCUCCAGACCAUACAAAGUUUGUUGGAAGUUUUAAAACCAAACAAGACUUUAUUGACCUAAUUGAGGUAAUUUACCGUGGGGCCAUGCGAGGGAAAAUGAUAGUGCGAAGCCCAAUCGACCCGAGGAACGUUCCCAAAUAUGACCUCCUCUAUCAAGGAAUAUAGGUGCCAGGGGGCUAAACUUAAUCAGAUUGGACCAGAAGGACUGCCGAGUUUGAAAGACAGCACUUCUUUGAGGGGGAAACGACAAGUGGAGAAACAUACAAUAAAGAAAUGCAAUCUGGAGACCUUCUGACUGCCCAGACCAGUUUAGUGGUUGUUUUCUAGCUGUUUGCUUGGACUGUGUAAAUGCAGUGUAAUGGCUGGUUUAAUCUUUUGAGUACUAAAGCUGCUGUGUCUCACAUCUAUACCAUUUUACACUAAAAUCCUUGUAAUCCCUUGUCAUACACCAGGAGGCACAUGUGGCUUAAUAAAGGGGAUCCUCUUUUUUUCCCCCCAAACUGUGUUUUUGUUACACUGACAAGAUUGUCCACAGCUGAUAUUUACAAAAUGGUAACAAGUACCCAACAAAGUGAUGUGUUGAAUGCUUUGAAAUAUUAUUAUUAUUUGUUCAUUUAGCAGACGCCUUUAUCCAAGGCGACUUACAGAGACUAGGGUGUGUGAACUAUGCAUCAGCUGCAGAGUCACUUACAAUUACGUCUCACCCGAAAGACGGAGCACAAGGAGGUUAAGUGACUUGCACGGGGUCACACAAUGAGUCAGUGGCCGAGGUGGGAUACAGUUCCAAUACAUUUGUUUCUCCUAGUAAUGGUAAGAGGAUCAGUGUGAAUAAAAUGUUUUGCGGGAUGUUACAAUAACCUGUGACUUGUUUAAAAGUAAUAAUAAAAAUAACUGAACAUCA
Messenger RNA from Acipenser ruthenus (sterlet), 1293 nucleotides. RefSeq names its product thioredoxin-like protein 4B. Bases 108 to 557 code for a protein of 149 amino acids. Gene Ontology annotation, biological process: mRNA splicing, via spliceosome. NCBI's taxonomy places the organism in Eukaryota, Metazoa, Chordata, Actinopteri, Acipenseriformes, Acipenseridae. The transcript is spliced from 3 exons. The record is from RefSeq and is a predicted model, not a curated record. Gene Ontology annotation, cellular component: U4/U6 x U5 tri-snRNP complex; spliceosomal complex; U5 snRNP.